Messenger RNA from Aspergillus pseudoviridinutans, 1026 nucleotides. Its product is annotated as cyclin-dependent kinase. Gene Ontology annotation, molecular function: ATP binding; cyclin binding; cyclin-dependent protein serine/threonine kinase activity. Gene Ontology annotation, cellular component: cyclin-dependent protein kinase holoenzyme complex; nucleus; cytoplasm. Gene Ontology annotation, biological process: protein phosphorylation; signal transduction; regulation of gene expression. The coding region runs from base 1 to 1026 and encodes 341 amino acids. The transcript has 3 exons. The record is from RefSeq and is a predicted model, not a curated record. NCBI's taxonomy places the organism in Eukaryota, Fungi, Ascomycota, Eurotiomycetes, Eurotiales, Aspergillaceae.
AUGGAGAAUUACCAAAAGAUCGAGAAAAUUGGCGAAGGAACGUACGGUGUCGUCUACAAGGCUCGAGAGGUGAACCACCCAAACCGUGUCGUUGCUCUGAAGAAGAUCCGACUCGAGGCCGAGGAUGAGGGCGUCCCCAGCACCGCUAUUCGGGAAAUCUCCCUUCUUAAGGAAAUGAAGCACCCGAACGUGGUCCGGUUGUUUAAUAUUGUAUAUGUUGACCACUGCAAGCUUUAUCUUGUCAUGGAGCUCCUAGACUGUGAUCUAAAGAAAUACAUGGAUGCCCUACCUAUCCAUGAGGGCGGUCGUGGUAGAACUCUGCCGGAUGGGUCAAUGAUGAGCGCCAACCUGGGUCUAGACGGAAAUAUGGUGAAGAAGUUCAUGGCACAACUGGUCGAGGGUAUCCGCUACUGCCACAGCCACCGUAUCCUGCACCGUGACUUGAAGCCACAGAACUUACUUAUUGAUCGGGAGGGAAACCUGAAGUUGGGCGAUUUCGGACUGGCGCGCGCCUUUGGUGUCCCGUUGCGGACCUAUACUCACGAGGUAAUAAAUACUGGCAAUGAAACGCGUCAUUCAAGCCCACCAGCUAAAUAUUGUUCGUCUAAGGUGGUUACCCUUUGGUAUCGCUCUCCGGAGAUUCUGCUCGGUGGACGCCAGUACUCCACCGGGGUUGAUAUGUGGUCUGUGGGAGCUAUCUUCGCGGAGAUGUGUACGCGCAAGCCACUGUUCCCUGGUGACGCGGAAAUUGAUCAGAUUUUCAAGAUCUUCCGUCUCCUUGGCACCCCAGAUGAAGAGAUCUGGCCUGGUGUUACUGCGUUUCCAGACUACAAGGCCACUUUCCCAAGGUGGAGGCGCUCCCCAGGUCCACUGGUCCCGGGAUUAGACAGUGCUGGCUGCGAGCUUCUGGAGGCUCUGCUCAAAUAUGAUCCAGCUCAGAGGCUGUCUGCAAAGCAGGCCUGCAUGCACCAUUACUUCCGCAACGGCAGCUCAUUCUAUUCCGGCCGCACCCAGGCCAGUGGCUAA